Messenger RNA from Cygnus atratus (black swan), 2874 nucleotides. It is a transcript of the gene LGI2, whose product is annotated as leucine rich repeat LGI family member 2. Gene Ontology annotation, biological process: inhibitory synapse assembly. Gene Ontology annotation, molecular function: protein binding. The transcript has 8 exons. NCBI's taxonomy places the organism in Eukaryota, Metazoa, Chordata, Aves, Anseriformes, Anatidae. Bases 115 to 1497 code for a protein of 460 amino acids. The record is from RefSeq and is a predicted model, not a curated record.
AGCCUGGUAAACGGGACCUUCUCCGAGGUGAAGGACAGGAUGUUUUCCCAUUUGCCCUCCCUGCAGCUGCUACCAUUCCACAGUAUUUUAUGUAUGCUGCAUUGAUGGGGCAAUAUGGGCCUGAGUCGCUUGCUGAACUCUAACUCCUUUACUGUUAUACGAGACGAUGCCUUCGCCGGUCUCUUCCAUCUAGAAUACCUAUUCAUUGAAGGAAACAAAAUUGAAACCAUUUCAAGAAAUGCAUUUCGUGGCCUCCGAGACCUAACCCACCUUUCUUUGGCCAAUAACCAUCUUAAAUUUCUGCCAAGGGAUGUCUUCAGUGACUUAGAUUCUCUAAUUGAACUAGAUUUAAGGGGAAAUAAAUUUGAGUGUGACUGCAAAGCCAAGUGGUUGUUUUUGUGGUUAAAGAUGACAAAUUCCACUGUUUCUGAUGUCCUGUGUAUUGGUCCAGCAGAAUAUCAGGAUAAGAAGUUAAAUGAUGUGACAAGUUUUGAUUAUGAAUGCACCACUACAGAUUUUGUUGUUCACCAGAUUUUGCCCUACCAGUCAGUGUCAGUGGAUACAUUCAACUCUAAGAACGAUGUGUUUGUAGCCAUUGCGCAGCCCAGCAUGGAGAACUGCAUGGUGCUGGAGUGGGAUCACAUUGAAAUGAAUUUCAGGAGUUACGACAACAUCACAGGUCAGUCCAUAGUGGGAUGUAAAGCCAUUCUUGUUGGUGACCAAGUCUUUGUGGUGGUGGCACAGCUCUUCGGUGGCUCGCACAUUUACAAGUACGAUGAAAGCUGGACAAAGUUUGUCAAAUUCCAGGAUAUCGAAGUAUCUCGCAUUUCUAAGCCGAAUGAUAUAGAGCUUUUUGAGAUAGACAGUGAAAUGUUUUUUGUCAUAGCAGAUAGUUCUAAAGCAGGUUUGUCAACAGUGUACAAGUGGAAUAACAAAGGGUUUUACUCAUACCAGUCCCUUCACGAGUGGUUCAGGGACACGGACGCCGAGUUUGUUGAUAUAGAUGGGAAAUCCCAUUUAAUCCUCUCUAGCCGCUCACAGGUCCCCAUUAUACUCCAGUGGAACAAAGCUUCAAAGAAGUUUGUCCCACACAGUGAGAUCCCCAACAUGGAAGAUGUCCUGGCUGUGAAGAGUUUCAGGAUGCAAAACAACCUGUACAUCACGCUGACGAGGUUCAUCGGUGACUCCAGAGUUAUGAAAUGGAACAGCAAACAGUUUGUGGAGAUACAGGCUCUUCCCUCCCGAGGAGCCAUGACGCUGCAGCCUUUCUCCUUUAAGAAUAAUUACUACUUAGCCUUGGGAAGUGACUAUACAUUCUCCCAGAUAUACCAGUGGGAUGGUGAAAAGAAGAUCUUUAGGUUAUUUAAAGAAAUCUAUGUGCAAGCGCCACGUUCUUUCACAGCUGUGUCAACGGAUCGAAGAGAUUUUUUCUUUGCCUCCAGUUUUAAAGGAAACACACAAAUAUUUGAACAUAUCAUCAUCGACUUGAGUUUAUGAAAAGCUGCUGGAUUGAAAUUCAUGUAGAGUGACAUUUAUACACAAGCAAAACAGUGACCUUUCCAAGAACAGGGAGCACCUAUGGAGUAUGAUGACAUUUUCUGAACUUUUAAAACUUGCGUAUUAAUCAGGGAUUGCAUUUACUCGGUUGCUGCAUGACAUGUCCGUUUUAUCCUUUUUCAAAGACACUUUGCAACCUGCAGCCAUUCAGACAAGUGUGCAGUGCAUUAGGGUUAAUUUUAACAUCUAAGAACUAUUUAAAUUUUACCCAGAAAACUACCUUAAAUUGGACAUCUCAUAAUGAAAGCAACAAGGAAGCCAUACCAUUUCUAUGCUUCGGCAUAGAAAUGCUUUUGACUCUUUAGCUAAGACCUCAGUACUAAGAUUUUAAGAUUAGAAGCAGGUCAUUAUGCUUGCUGAUGAAUUGUAAAAGCAAACAGUAACAUUCCGGAAUACACUUCAUUUUGGUUUCUUGCGCCCUAUCUUCAAAAUCUGUCUUUGUGGUUUAUAGUAGGACCAAGGUGUCAUUUUAACUCAUUGUAGCUUAAAGGGAAAGUCAAAAUCUAUUGCCAUUUUUCUUAUAUUAAUCACUAUUUCAGCAACAAAUUGUACGUAACCAAGAGCCCAGCCCAGAGUACCUGGGUGGCCAGGAAAAUAAAGGUAUGUCACUUCUGGACUGUGAGAUCUUAAGUUAAUACAGACAGAAAAUAACAGAGGUCUGCUUGGUACAUUGACUAUAGAUUCAGUCUGCUUUGUGGAUUAAUAGGUAUUCCAGAAAUACAUCUCAUUUUGCUCUAAUUCACACUCUUCCUGAUGAUCCCAGUAGAUUCUAGGGUGCUUUACCAAGGUUUUAUUCAUCCACAAGGCACAGCUUAAAUUUAGUCUGUAACAUGUAUCUACAUUCAUGUUCUUCAUGCUGUGGCUUGUCUUUACACAAUGAGAUGAUUUUUUCUUCUGAGUUCUCCCUCCAGCACAGCUCACAAGCAAUAAAUUCACGUUUUGGUUAUCACAAGCUGUACUUGGGGAAUCUGAGAACGAAACAGGACUUUGUUAUCACCAGGUCUUUUGAAACUGAGGCAGCUAGAGCUGUCGAAGCUAGAGCUUACCCUGGCUCCAAGAAGAAGAGUUUCAUCUUGGUGGCCCCAGACUUUUGCUGGGUUGCCAAGCUUUCAAAUGUCUUGCAGGUUAUGUAGCAGGAUGUGAACAGUCCAUGUCUCAUUGGUGUUUUGGGUGGCUACAGAAUAAGGCGUUCAUUUAUCUUAAAUAUGGCAGCAGUCCUGGUGUGCACAGAGCCUCUGGCAGGAUAACAGCUGGGGACCGUUCUCCUGGAAAGGCUCCAACGUAUUUACCCAACAAAGUUGUAUAGCAGAAGCCGUG